CCGGGAGACCAGAUAUAGUGAAUGCAGGGUCCGGAGAGACCAGAUAUAGUGAAUGCAGGGUCAAGGGAGACCAGAUAUAGUGAAUGCAGGGUCUGGGGAGACCAGAUAUAGUGAACGCAGGGUCUGGGGAGACCAGACCAGAUAUGAUGAAUGCAGGGUCCGGGGAGACCAGAUAUAGUGAAUGCAGGGUCCGGGGAGACCAGAUAUAGUGAAUGCAGGGUCCGGGGAGACCAGAUAUAGUGAAUGCAGGAUAUAGUGAAUGCAGGGUCUGGGGAGACCAGAUAUAGGAGACCAGAUAUAGUGAAUGCAGGGUCC
This is a messenger RNA of Staurois parvus, 315 nucleotides long. NCBI's taxonomy places the organism in Eukaryota, Metazoa, Chordata, Amphibia, Anura, Ranidae. The record is from the annotation of a GenBank genome assembly.